Perca flavescens (yellow perch) is the source of this 5001-nucleotide messenger RNA. RefSeq names its product neurocan core protein. Gene Ontology annotation, biological process: skeletal system development; positive regulation of neuroblast proliferation; glial cell differentiation. The transcript has 20 exons. The record is from RefSeq and is a predicted model, not a curated record. NCBI's taxonomy places the organism in Eukaryota, Metazoa, Chordata, Actinopteri, Perciformes, Percidae. Gene Ontology annotation, molecular function: hyaluronic acid binding; calcium ion binding. Gene Ontology annotation, cellular component: synapse; perineuronal net. Bases 434 to 4102 code for a protein of 1222 amino acids.
GCCUCUUUGUUCAAACUGAUCUUGCUUCUCUCCCUCAGCGUUGCUGCUGGCGAGGAGGGGAUCGGAGGCAGCACCUUGCUGCGUGUGCUCGCCCGCGUGUGUGUAUAUGUGAGUGUGAAUCUAUUCCGAUCCCGGCAGAUAUCAACGUGUGAGGAUGAACGGCGCAUAGGCUGCUGCUCGGCGAGGAGAGGAGAGGAUACCGUUGGAGAAGGAGUGAGAAGUUCAAGACGUGGAGCGCGCUUGUGCACACACUCACCCCACGGUCUCUUGUGCCUCUGCAAAGUGCUGUUUCACCCUGGUUUCGUCGCUUGCCGUCUCUCUGCACCCUGUGGAAGGUUUGGGGGGGGGAGCACCUGCACCGAGGCGCAAAAGCUCAACAUUCCUGAAGAUUGCACCAUUGAGACGCGUCUGGUUUUGACAGAAAAGGUCCAGGAUGGCACUCGCUCUGUGUGCAGCUGGGCGGCAGAUCCUCUUUGCUCUGAUGCUGCUGCUCUAUUUGGGCUCGGGAGCAGCCUCCUCCAUGGUAAACAUGCGUAGGAUCACCCAUCCUACAGUACAACAAACACUGGCAGGCAAAGCUGUCCUCCCCUGUGUCUUCACCCUCCAGACCAGCUCCUCCGGCCAGCCUCCCCACCUCCUGUGGACUCGCAUCAGGGCACCAGCAGAAGGAGAGAGCGCUCCUCUGGAGCAGAUUGUGCUUUCUGCUAAAGGUGAUGUAAUCAAGGUGAAUAAGGCUUUCAGUGGCCGUGUCCUGCUGCCAGGGUACACUGCCAGUCCUCUGAAUGCUACCAUGGAGAUCUCCAGUCUCCGCACCAACGACUCAGGCACUUACCAAUGUCAGGUUGUCAUGGGUAACGACUAUGAGAGAGACACUGUGCCCCUGGUGGUCUCCGGUGUUGUGUUUCACUACCAGGCUCCCAGCACCCGAUACGCCCUCUCAUUUACCGACGCCCAGCGGGCCUGCCUGGAAAACUCGGCUCAGAUGGCCACACCGGCCCAGCUGUGGGCAGCGUACUACGAUGGCUUUGCCAGCUGUGCAGCCGGCUGGUUGGAUGACCAGACUGUCCGCUAUUCUGUCCAGUCACCAGAGCUCGGUUGCUAUGGACACAAGGAGUACUCAUCUGGAGUUAGGAAUUAUGGGAAGAGGGACCCGAAAGAGCUGUUUGAUGUGUACUGUCUCGCAAAAGAACUAGAUGGUGAAGUGUUUCACUCCUCGGUCCCGGGCAGGCUGUCUCUGUCGUCAGCCUCAGACCGCUGUGUGUCCCUCGGGGGGCAGCUGGCCACAGUGGGGCAGCUUUAUCUGGCCUGGAAGGCCGGCCUGGACAGCUGCGCCCCGGGCUGGUUGUCUGAUGGCAGCGUUCGCUACCCGGUGACCAGGCCUCGCCCAGACUGUGGAGGGGGCCAGCCAGGAGUCCGCACCGUCCCACCCAACAGCACUGCUGACAACACUACAGCGCUAUAUGAUGCUUACUGCUACAGAGGUAAAGUGAAGAAUUCCGGCUCCAUCUCUGAGAUCUACACCUCCCUGUGGAAGCCCUGGAGCUACCUCACAGGCUCGGGUGAUGCUGACUCUGCAGGGACAGGCAGUAGUGACGGAACUACACAGCAAACCGCCACUGCCAGAGGGCUCUCUGAUGGCAGUGAUGUUUCACUUUCAAACUGGACAGGAUUGAUUAACCUAGAAGAGGAGGCCUCCCUUUACAACACUGAUGCUUCCUCAGACCCCUGGUCCUCAGAGUCUUCAGGGUCAUUUGUGACCCUCCAGCUAAUCCCAGGACAGAGCCUCUUAGACUGGGGAGAGCCACUGGAGCCUGGCCCCGACUCAGAGAAGUUUCUCCGACCGUUGGUCCACCCUACUCCUGCUGACAAGAAGGUGAUCUCCAAUAUUGUCAAGUCCAUUUGGAAGCCUUGGAACUACCUGGCAGGGACUGGAGAUGAGGAAGGAACCCAAACACCAAGUGGACAGGCAGGGGAAGAGGAGACGGCCACGAAAAAGACCGAUGAGGGGUCAAACUCACCCAGCGCAGCAUCACCAAGUUUGUUUUCUUGGGGAAGUUCAUGGUUUAGCGGUCCCUUGAGGGAAAACUCUACACCUGCGAGUGAAGAACCUCCCACACGUCUGGCAUCUACUUUGGCCGCCUCCAGUAACUCUACGACUACAGAGAGCACCAAGAGCUUGGAGACUUCAGAGACGCUCAAGUCCACCGCCUCCAGCUUUUCUUCCGGAAUCACAUCAUCCAGCGGAGAAAUCUGGGUCCGCGUUGAUUCCGAGACCACGACCCAGCCGGGUGGCAAGAGGGAGGAGACGGUGACCUCCAGAGGCAGCGGCAGAGGAGGCAGAGGAAGGGGGAAGAAGAACAGAGGGGAGGACAGGAGCAGAGGAGAGGAGAAGGGGAAAGGAGAAGACGAGGGGAGUGGAGAAAUCACCGGCGCGGAAGCAAAGGGGGAGAUACAAGUUUCACGUCGACCAGCUGGAACAAGCAAACCAAGAGAGCGAUCCAGAGAAAGAUCUAGAGAGAGGGGUCACAGGAAGGGACAGUCCACCACUACCACGACUACCACUGUCACCGCCAGUCCUCUGGAGCUCACGGUGAUGACCACAACUGGGCCGGAAAGCGCCGACUUAUCUACAUCAAAAUCCACCUCACCGGCAGAAACCCCAUCGCCAUCAAGCUCACCAGAUCCAGACCAAUCCCUCUCCUCAUCUCCGUCACCGUUGCCGUCUGUAACUGCGUCCCCAUCUCCAUCCUCUUCUCAGCCGUCUCCAUCUCAAUCCCUGUUUGAAUCCCAAUCUCCUUCCCCAUCCGCGUCUCUUCCAUCUUCCUCCACGCCAUCACCAUCUCCAUCCACUUCCUCACCUCCAUCCCUCUCAACCUCUCCCUCAUCACCCCAUUCCUAUUUCCCAUUUCAAACUGCUGGCUCAGGAGAGCCAGCUCCAUCUACUCACUCAGACAACCAGGACAGCUCCACUAACCACGUGACAUCACCCCGCUGGGUCCCGGUGGAGAAAACUGUUCUGAACAGCUCUCUGGAUUAUCCUCCAUUACUGUCGGGAACCCCAGAUGUGGAGGAGCCUUCUUGGUCCCACGCUGUGGGGUCGGGGGCCUUGUUACCUGGCAACGUGGAGGAGGAGAGCAACAGAGGGGCAGUCAACAUCAGUACCAUAACUCUCAGCCCAACAGACGAGGUACAGCCCUGCGUGACAAACCCAUGUCUGCACGGAGGAAAGUGCCUUCCACAGGGAACGGGCUACAGCUGCUACUGCCCACAAGGAUACACUGGGGAGAACUGUGAGAUUGAUGUUGAUGACUGCCAGUCCGAGCCAUGUGAAAAUGGAGGCACUUGCAUCGACAAGAUUGAUUCAUUCCUCUGCCUUUGCUUGCCCAGCUAUGGAGGAGACACGUGUGAGAAAGACGUAGAAGGUUGCGAGCACGGUUGGAGGAAGUUCCACGGCCACUGCUACAGGUACUUCACCCACAGACACACCUGGGAGGACGCAGAGAAAGACUGCAGAGAGCACAGUGCCCACCUCAGUAGCGUCAUCUCGGCUACCGAGCAGGAGUUUAUCAAUGGUCUGGGUCAUGAUAACGCCUGGAUCGGUCUGAAUGACCGCACGGUGGAGGAAGACUUUCAGUGGACUGAUAGCAACGAUCUGGUAUACGAGAACUGGAGGGAGAGCCAGCCGGAUAAUUUCUUUGCGGGAGGGGAGGACUGCGUGGUCACAAUUGCCCAUGAGGACGGCAAGUGGAACGAUGUGCCCUGCAACUACAACCUGCCCUACAUCUGCAAGAAAGGCACAGUGUUGUGUGGGACCCCGCCCGCGGUGGAGAACGCCCAUUUGAUAGGUCGGCGGAGAUCCCACUAUGACAUCCAUGCAGUGGUACGCUACCAGUGCUCUGAGGGCUUCUUCCAGCGUCACAUCCCCACCGCUCGCUGCCGGGCCGACGGGAGCUGGGAGAGACCCAGGAUCAUCUGCACAAAGUCCCGGCGGUCACACCGGUACCGACGCCACCAUCACAAUCAGCACAACGAACGUCGCGGCCACAGGAGACACGGAGGAGAGGGACACAAGGCCAGAGAGGACGCACACAGCUACUACUGAACCAAAUAAUAUAACAUCUGCAAAGCCUAGGUGCUAACCAUGGCCCAUAAAGAGAGACAGUAGUUCAGAUCACCCCCCCCACUACUUUUUCCUGCUUCUAACCAUGCUCCGUUUGGCUUUAUUCCUCCUGAUUAUUACGGUUUUCUUACUCUAACAUACAGUUUAUCUCCAUAACCCCUAUCUCUGAGUUUGGGUGUUUGGAUGAUUCUUUUUGUUUUCACCCUGCUUCCUUUAACCAAGGUCCAUGCGAACACUAACUAUAACACUAACUCUUGUUCCCCCCUCCCCCUAACAUAUCAUUAUCAUUAUCAGUACAGUAAAUCUGUAAAGUCUGUUUUGUUCUACUGACAUGCUUUUUUCUAAUAUUUGCUAUGUUUUUGUGUUAUGUUACUAUUUAUUAUGAAUUGUUUGCUAGUGAAUAUGCUUUCUUUUUUUACUUAUACUUCAAAAAGCCGAUGUAACAUCAUUUUUCUACAGUAUACCGGUAUAUAAGUCCAACAAUGAACAAUAAACUAAAGUAAUCAUUUGAUUGCCUCUAAUCUCUGUAUUGUAUUUGUGGUGUUUGUUAAUGGCUGAUCCCUGAUCAAAAGCUGGACCUUGUCUAAUGAAAUAGACCCCCCCCCCUUACUCAUAAGCACUCUCAGCUAAUGGAUAUGUCCCACUGAAAUAGAUAGUGUGGAUGGGAUUAUACUUUCUUGAGAUAACUACUUGAUUGUAUCUGAAUUGCUAAAUACUUUCAAUCUUUGCACGGCUAUAUUUACAUGAUGGGUAGAAUGUCACAAUUUUUUUGUCUUUGGUCCCUUUGAUAUUUGAUCGGUCAUCCACUUUUUUGGUGUUCUUAUGACUUUUUGUCCUGCUGUUGUAUUCCAUUCUUAAUAAAUCGAAAAAAUGAACAACAA